GAUCGCCCUUCUUAUUGAUCCCAUUAAAUCUUACUCUUCUCGUCUUGGAUUCUGAUCCACAUCAUGCUGAAGUAUACUCCGUACUUGGCCCCAAAUUCCUAGUUAACACAGCCCCAAGAUGUCUUCAAUCCGUCCACGAACUGGAUCUGUCUCGACCACACUCAGAGAAGGAAUAAGCGGUUAUAUCAGCCGCUCAAGGCUUGAGAGCAGGCUUUAUGAGAUAUUCGGGCGCAAUAUCGAAGUUGUAUACUUUUGCGGCCGAAUUAGUUUCCAAGCACCACGAGAAGUGGAAGAGCAUGAGAUAGCGGACCUCUGCGAAGAUGAACGGGUCAACUAGGGCUGAAGAAGCAGGUGUAUACCAGGUUUCUUGGACCGAUUUUCGGCAAUUCAAAUUUUUUGCUUUUGACUAAAUUCUGUGUCUGCCUUGCGGCUUAGUAUAGGCUUAGCUAUCAUCAUAGUUGGCCACCUCCUGAUAGGUUCUAAGGGGCUGUGCCCUACCUCGGCCCUCCCG
Molecule: messenger RNA, 511 nt
Organism: Penicillium samsonianum
Lineage: Eukaryota; Fungi; Ascomycota; Eurotiomycetes; Eurotiales; Aspergillaceae
Exons: 4
Coding region: 119-337 (72 amino acids)
Source: RefSeq, a predicted model, not a curated record